Aspergillus lentulus is the source of this 1542-nucleotide messenger RNA. It is a transcript of the gene trpE, whose product is annotated as anthranilate synthase TRP2. Lineage: Eukaryota; Fungi; Ascomycota; Eurotiomycetes; Eurotiales; Aspergillaceae. Gene Ontology annotation, molecular function: anthranilate synthase activity. The record is from RefSeq and is a predicted model, not a curated record. Gene Ontology annotation, biological process: L-tryptophan biosynthetic process.
AUGACUCAGACUACCAUUGUGCCGUCCCUUGAGACAGCCAGAGAUGUGAUCAACAACUCGAGAACAGCAAAAUACCCUCCAAAUCUGCUGCCGUUGACGGCUAGUAUACCAGCCGAUCUGUUGACGCCCACAUUGGCUUACCUGAAGCUUGCUGAAAAAUCGAAAUUAUCAUUUCUCUAUGAGAGUGCUGCUACUACGGAGACAAUUGGAAGAUACAGUUUCGUUGGCGCAGAACCGUACAAAGUUCUCAAGACUGGGCCAGGUCAUGGCCCCGAGUGCGAUCCUCUCCCCAUCCUUGAAAAAGAGCUCUCGCAGUUUCGUGUUGCGACAGUCCCCGGGUUGAUACUUCCACCGCUCACCGGAGGAGCCAUCGGAUAUGUGGGUUAUGACUGUGUUCGAUACUUUGAGCCCAAGACGGCUCGGCCAGUCAAGGACGUGCUGGGGAUUCCCGAGUCGCUUUUUAUGAUGUUCAAGACCAUUGUCGCCUUUGACCAUUUCUUCCAGGUCAUCAAGGUCGUAACAUACAUUCCUAUUCCGAGCACCGAUUCGGAACUUGAAGCGGAAUACCGUAAAGGCCAAGAGGCGCUCCAGCAGACCAUCGACUUGUUGCUGCGGCCAGAAUGUCCCCUUCCCCCUCAGGGACCGAUUAUUCCGAACCAAGAAUACACAUCCAACAUAGGUAGGGAAGGGUACGAGCGGCAUGUGACCAGACUGAAGGAACAUAUCUCCAAGGGAGACAUCUUCCAGACAGUGCCGUCGCAGCGCCUGUCACGUCCCACUUCUUUGCAUCCCUUCAACCUCUUCCGUCAUUUGCGCACCGUCAAUCCAUCCCCUUAUCUUUUCUAUAUCGACUGCGAGAAAUUCCAACUUGUCGGAGCGAGUCCGGAGCUCCUCGUAAAGGAGGAGAAAGGCAGGAUCAUCACGCACCCCAUUGCGGGAACGGUAAAGCGCGGCAAGUCUGCCGAGGAGGACGAUGCUCUGGCCGCCGAGUUGAGGGGCAGUCUGAAGGACCGAGCCGAGCACGUCAUGCUGGUUGAUUUGGCGCGCAACGAUGUCAACCGGGUCUGUGAUCCUACGACAACUCAGGUCGACCGGUUGAUGGUGGUGGAGAAAUUCUCGCAUGUUCAGCAUCUUGUGUCGCAAGUGUCGGGGAUUCUACGGCCGGACAAGACGCGCUUCGAUGCGUUCCGAUCCAUCUUCCCUGCGGGAACUGUGUCCGGUGCCCCCAAGGUUCGAGCUAUGCAGUUGAUCGCUGAGCUUGAGGGCGAAAAGCGCGGAGUCUACGCGGGCGCGGUGGGCUACUUCGGAUUCGAUAGCUCGAGUGCUGACGGGAUGAAUCUGGUGCCUGGUGCAAUGGACACAUGCAUCGCGCUCCGGACGAUGCUUGUCAAGGAUGGAGUUGCCUAUUUGCAAGCCGGCGGUGGCAUUGUCUUUGACUCGGAUCCGUAUGACGAGUACGUCGAGACACUGAACAAGCUGGGUGCCAACAUUCAGUGCAUCAAGGGUGCCGAGGACAAAUAUUUGAGCAUGGAGCAGUCGUAG